AAACAUGAGGUGACUCUGAAUGAUUUAUUGUAGCAACAACAAAGAUGGCGGCCUCCGAAAAGGUAUUAGAGGCCCAUCUAAAAGAAAGAGGCAUUAAAAAGGACAAAGAUGUUGAAGAACUCUACCUAGCAAAACAAAACCUAUCAGAAUGUGUGGAGCUAACAAGAUUCAAGUACCUGAGAAGUCUGUGGCUGAACAAGAACCGGCUGCGAGACAUAUCUUGUUUAGACAACAAUUUCCAGCUAGCAGAGCUGUAUCUACAGAACAAUCAGUUAACUGAUAUAGCGGGCGUGUUACAACACCUGACAAGUCUUAAAGUGCUUAUGUUACAUAAUAACCAGCUUACAAAACUCGAUAAAGUCGUGAAAGAGUUCAACAAGAUGCAGUGCCUUAAAAUACUUAAUUUGUUUAACAAUCCUGUUGCUCAGGAGCCAGACUACAGACUGUAUGUGAUUCAUUCUGUCCCAUCAGUUGAAUUACUUGACAGACAAGAGGUGCUAAAGAGUGAGAAAGAGGCAGGGAAGAAAAUAUAUGAACAGGAACAGGAGAAAAUCAGAGAGACUGUUGCAUUUGGACGCAGAUCUGAGGGGCCACCUAAUCUUUACUACCCAGGGAAAGAUCAGCCUCUCACAAAAUUUGUGCUGGAGUUACCUCGCAGAUACAUUAAACCAGACAAGAAUACAAGAGAUCUUGGGAACAGUUUCUUAAGAGAUAGCCCUUUAUAUAUGAGCUCUGAUGAUGCGUGUAAUGCUCGAAGGUUGAAGAAAUCUGUCACCUUGUACACAACGUUUGAUUGGUCGAAAGUGCCGCGGAUUGAGGAACGACGCCAAACAGAUACCGUGUUUGAUUCUCCAGAAAUUAUUACUCAUGUUUAUAGAUAACUUGAUUAUUUUUUAUUCUCUUUCCAUGUUUUUACCAUUUGUUUUCAUUAUGUUAUUUUUGUUAUAGUUUUUUUUUCCUAACACGAUUAUGGAAAUGUGUAUUAACAGGAUUAUGGAAACAACAUCAUAUGGAAAUAAACAAGACAUUGAAGAAACAUGAUAUCUUCCUGUAUGAUAAACUGAGAUGACUAUAAUUGUUAUCAAGUAUUAUAUUUUGGAAAAAGAAAUAUGUCAAAGUUUUUUUACAAGACAUUAUCUCCAAUUCUUUAUCAAACAAAGAAGAAAUAUUUUCAGACAAGAAAAUGUGAGCAUUUUGUUUACAUAUUUCACUGCCAGUUGAAAAGUUUGAACACAAAUGUGAUUCCAUGUAUUCCACAAUUUAAUAGAAAACCAAAGUGUGUUGAAAUAAUUUAUGUACAAACAAAAUAUUAAAAACUUACACUAUUUUUAAUCAUUAGGCUUUUUCAGAAUUAAGAUUGUUUAAGAAAUUGGAAAAAUAUUUAUUGAACACAAUAUUGGAAUAAAAAAUUAUCCUUACUUAAGAUACAACUGAAUUACUAGCUAAUCAUUGGCAAAAGUAAUGGCUUACAUUUAAGUUUCAUAAAUCUAUAACCAAAAAAAAAAAAAAAAAUGAAGAACAAAAAAAUUCAUGUACAUUAAAAAUACAAAUAAUUUUGUAUUAUUUUUAUUAUGUAUUUUUAUUUUUAUAUAACAACACUUACUAAAUGUUUAUUUUAUUUAUAAUUGUAAUUAUACAAGAUUUAAUGUUAUUUUUGUAUAUUCUGAGCCUGUGUAAAUUUGAAUUUGAACUUUUACUAAAAGUGCUCUGAGUUUACAAAAUAUAUGGAGAGAGCCAAAAAGCAAAUUUUAGAAAAUCACACCAGUGCCUUAGUUUUAUAAUACAUGUUCCUAUUAAUGCUGUUAUUGUAGUUACAAUCAAUAUAUCUUUUAUCAGAAAAAAAUGUGUUGUAUUAUAUCAUUAACUUUGUUAAAUGUUUAAACAAUCAGUAUUUUUUAAACCAUAGCAUGCUGACUGAAUGAAAUAGAUAUGUUCUUUUAAAGCUGCAUGCCUCUAGAUGAACAAAAAUAUUUAAACAAAAAAAUCAAAUUUGAGAAAAAAUGUUUUAACAUUUUAAGAAAAGUAAAAAGAUGCAAGAUUCAAGUAAUAAUUUACAUGUUAUGUGCAAUUAAUAGCUGAUUUUGCAGUAUUUAUCACCAUAUUUCUACUGCAUGACCAACACAGUAAAGGCUAUUUUUGCAUUAUAUUUAACCUCUUUUAAGUAAUUGAUUUGUAUUGUAAGUGUUGUUUGCAAUGUGAAAAAUCCUUUCUUUGUUCACUUGACAUUAUUUUACUUUUAAAUAAAGGAGUAAGAGAAAUUGCUAAACAUUUUGAUAAUUAAGUUCUGUAAACAGUAAAUACCGUAAACUAGGCUAUUCACUUAAUUUAUACAAAUUAGCAACAUUUUACUCAUGAAAACAAUUUUUGAAUUGUCAUCAAAACAAAAACAAAUCUAGAGGUAUGCUGCUUUAAGAAAUUAUGGUUAUUAUAAGUUUGUUUUAGAGUUUCUACAUGUUGACAUGCUCUGUUUUCAAAAAAGCAUUUGAGCCGCGUCAUAACAAAACCAAUAUAAUGGGUUUGCGACCAGCAUGGAUCCAGACCAGCCUGCGCAUCCGCCCAGUCUGAUCAGGAUCCAUGCUGUUCGCUUACCAACUCUAUUACAAGUAGAGAAACUGAUAGUGAACAGCAUGGAUCCUGAUCAGACAGCGUGGAUGUGCAGGCUGGUCUGGAUCCAUGCUGGUCGCAAACCCAUUAUGUUGGUUUUGUCAUGACACGGCUAAAUUUUAUCCUUAUUACUAUUGUUUCUAUCUUUAAGAUGUUAAAUCUUAGUUGUUGUUUUUCCUUUAAGUGCAGAAUUUAUUAAGUAUUUUUGUUAUUCUUGUUUACCUCAAACACCCUGUCCUUUCAGUGAUAUGGAUGUGUUUAACUUUUGUUUUUGAUAUUUUAAAGUAUUAUAAUUAAACAAGAAUUGUUUUACCUAAUUCUCCUGCCUUGAAACAGUAUGUAUUUAUUGACAUAUAUCGUAUAAUUUAAAGUUGACAGGUUAUAUGACCUAAUAUAAAUGGUUGUAAACUUAUAUAACCAAGCUAUUUGUUGGUUAUAUAGCAAACACUUGUUUAUAAAACAGCUAUAUAACCUGUAAGAAGUAUUUUAAAAGAAUGAUAUUCUGCACUGUUGCUUUCUUUGAUUAAAAUAGAAAUUAUUCUAUUAAAUUUUACUAACAAUGUAUUAUGAAUAAUAUCAAAUGAUGAUUGUCCAAUGAAAAUGGACGUUACAAACAUGCAUGCAGUAUUAUGAUAUUUUAUAUAAAAACCUGAUAAGCGUACAGUAUUAGCUAUAUAUUUUGUGAUCCUUGCUUUGCAUAACCAAUCUUUGAGUUAUUUAAUAUUUGAACUGUGAUACCCUUACAUAUUUAUUGACAUCACAUAAAAAUAAACUAUUGUUUCUUUA
Ruditapes philippinarum (Manila clam) is the source of this 3390-nucleotide messenger RNA. RefSeq names its product leucine-rich repeat-containing protein 72-like. The record is from RefSeq and is a predicted model, not a curated record. Bases 45 to 881 code for a protein of 278 amino acids. Gene Ontology annotation, molecular function: protein binding. Lineage: Eukaryota; Metazoa; Mollusca; Bivalvia; Venerida; Veneridae. The transcript is spliced from 9 exons.